This is a messenger RNA of Cokeromyces recurvatus, 1125 nucleotides long. RefSeq names its product beta-lactamase superfamily domain-containing protein. The transcript is spliced from 5 exons. Gene Ontology annotation, molecular function: N-acylphosphatidylethanolamine-specific phospholipase D activity; zinc ion binding. NCBI's taxonomy places the organism in Eukaryota, Fungi, Mucoromycota, Mucoromycetes, Mucorales, Mucoraceae. Gene Ontology annotation, cellular component: cytoplasm; membrane-bounded organelle. Gene Ontology annotation, biological process: N-acylethanolamine metabolic process; N-acylphosphatidylethanolamine metabolic process. The coding region runs from base 1 to 1125 and encodes 374 amino acids. The record is from RefSeq and is a predicted model, not a curated record.
AUGAAUAAAAGACUUUCCUUUGUUAACUUCCCUAUACCAUUUGACCAUCCAUAUAUCAUUCCAACCUUAGUAGCUACAGUGGGUGCUUCAGCUUUAUUAUAUUAUUCUUUACAAGCAUCUCAUAAUUACGACUUGAAAGAAGCCAUCCGACAACAGGUUAUCCAUAAGAGAAAGCAUCUUGUACGAAAAGAAGAUAAAUUUGCAAGUCUAAAAUUUGAAAAGCAAUUUAUUAAUCCUUUUAAAGAAUGGAAAGAACCUUGCAUUUCUUGGUUUGAUUAUAUUAUUUAUUAUCUUGGUAUUAAUAAUAAUAAUCAACUACCCAAAAUAGAGCAGGAAUUAUGUGAUUCUUUACCUAUAGUAAAACCUUCUCUAGACCAAAUUAAGAAUUCAAAUAAUAGAAUGAGUUUUACUUGGUUUGGUCAGUCUACUUGUCUUUUUAGCUUAGAAGGUCUAAAUAUAUUAACAGAUCCUAUUUUUAAUCAUAAAAAAAGAUUAAGACCUCCUCCAUGUCAAAUCGAAGAAAUUAAAGAUCUGAUAGACAUUGUUUUAGUAUCUCAUCAUCAUUUUGAUCAUUUAGAUGAAAAUGUCGUCCUCAAACUUGGAAAUGAUGUAACAUGGUACGUUCCAUUAGGACUAAGAAAGUGGUUUGUUAAUAGAGGUAUUGAAAAUGUAAUCGAAUUAGAUUGGUGGCAAGAAAUACAGUAUAAAGAUAGAUCUGAUAUAUUGAUUGCUUGUGUACCAGCUAUGCAUGAAAGUAAAUCUUCUCUAUUUGAAAAAAAUCAAUCUUUAUGUGGGGACACAGGUUAUGUACCCGAGUUAUUCCAAUCUAUUAGAGACCUUUAUUCUCCUUUUACUUUGGCAGUAUUACCGAUUGGCACAUUUGAACCUCAAAGUAUGUAUCAGUCACUCCAUAUGAGUCCUAAAGAAGCAAUUAAAGCUCAUAGUGAUUUAGACUUCCCCAGAAUAUCGAUUGGUAUUCAUUGGGGUACGUUCAUGACAUCAAAUGAGCCUUAUUUAUCACCAAUACAGCAAUUAGCUAAACUAUAUAACAAGGAGACAUUAGGAAAUGAUCGAGAAGAAAGUCAGUUUAUAACGACAGCAUUUGGAGAAACUAAAUGGCUGUGA